Salvia miltiorrhiza (redroot sage) is the source of this 3111-nucleotide messenger RNA. Its product is annotated as protein BREAST CANCER SUSCEPTIBILITY 1 homolog. The transcript has 14 exons. Gene Ontology annotation, molecular function: ubiquitin-protein transferase activity. Gene Ontology annotation, cellular component: BRCA1-A complex; BRCA1-BARD1 complex; plasma membrane. NCBI's taxonomy places the organism in Eukaryota, Viridiplantae, Streptophyta, Magnoliopsida, Lamiales, Lamiaceae. Gene Ontology annotation, biological process: negative regulation of fatty acid biosynthetic process; double-strand break repair via homologous recombination; positive regulation of transcription by RNA polymerase II. Bases 102 to 3038 code for a protein of 978 amino acids. The record is from RefSeq and is a predicted model, not a curated record.
AAAACAAACACGAACUCUAUUAACUUCUCAGAUACUCACACACAACAGUGUUCAUCACUCCCAAAGAGAAAUAGGGAUAGCGAGAGAAUCGGAAGAGAAUAAUGGCGGACGCAUCGCAUUUGGAAAGGAUGGGAAGGGAGCUCAAGUGCCCUAUAUGUUUGAGUCUAUUUAAUUCAGCUGUUUCACUCACCUGCAAUCAUGUAUUUUGCAAUUCGUGUAUCGAGAAAUCCAUGAAAGCAGCAUCGAGUUGUCCUGUUUGUAAAGUUCCAUAUCGGCGAAGAGAAAUUAGGCCUGCUCCUCAUAUGGAUAACUUGGUUAGCGUUUACAAAAGCAUGGAAGUAGCAUCUGGAGUCAGUAUUUUCGUCACGCAAACUGAAGCUUCGACUGGACCUUCUGGGAACAAAAAUGAUAAAACUGGUGUUAAUGUAAAUGAAGUCCAAAAUAAUGUCCAAACAAAACUAGAAGUUUCAGAAUUUGGGAAUCGGAAACAACAUCAAAGGAAAGGAUCAAAAAGCGCAUCAGUUUUUCCUACAAAGAAAAGGGUUCAGGUAUCACCACAUACAAGUACAAGGACUGACAUGAAGCAAGGCAAGCUGAAAGAUGGAAUUGCUGAAAUCAACAGAAAUGAAACUAAAAGCAGUCCUGUUUUACAAAAUGAUGUGCCUUCUAUAUGUGAAAAUGGGGGACCGAAAUUACCUCCAUUUUUCUGGCUGAGAGAGCAAGAGGACAUGGAGAAAUCAACUCAGCAGACAGAUGACAAUUCGGUCAUGUAUACACCGCCAGAAGCUCCUUGCUUCAGCGACAUCAAAGAUUCAGAUGAUGAGAGAGGAACUUGUAAAUUAUCAAACAAUGCAGAUUUCAUUGAUAGUGAAAUGUUUGAUUGGACACAAAGGCCUUGCUCUCCUGAACUUUGUUCAAGUCCACCAACAAUACAGCUUGAAGAACACACUGCUGAAGAGGAUGUGGCCUUAAAAAGUGUAGAGGCUACCCCAACAGAAACUGCUGGUCCACAGAACAGACCUAAGAGCACAGUAGGCAAGCGUAAGAGGACAGAAACUUCUGAAAGCAAAGGCAGAAUGAGAACUUCUAAUAAGAAAGCCAAUUCAAAUGAGCCUGAAAAAGACAAGAAAGCUAAAAGGAUUUCUAAAGUAUCUGCAGUCGAUGCUGGAUUAGGCAAUGUAAUUUAUCAAGAUAUGCAAGAGGGCAAUAAAGACACCCGAUUGAUUCAAAAAGGAAAAUCCAGAAAAGGCAAAAUGGUUCUCUCUGAUGCCUGUGUUCAAGAGAAAAAUGUUAUAUCAUUAUCUGAUGGGGGAGAGCCUCUAGAAAAUGGUAAGGGUGUGGCAUUCACUCAUGUUUCACCUUCAGAAAAUAGUGGAAAUAGCAACAAAGGACGUACAAAGUCAAAGAAGAGUGGUGAAGACAACAAAAACUCUAAAAAACCAACUCAGCUACCAAAAUCUGGUAGUAAAGAAAAAACAAAAAAAUGCUUAGAUACUGAUCAAGACAAAGAGGGGUUGAUUUCCGAGAGGCAUACUAAUCUGCAUCCACCAGGAACUAAUGAAGAAAUUUCAGAUAGAUGCAUCAAAAGGAAGGAUGGAAGAACAUGUAGAAAGGCGCAGCCAAGUUCUUUAAAGAAAGUUAAAUUCUCUGUUGAGAGCAUAUGCAAUGACAACCAUGAUGGUAAAGCUUUAGGUGCUAAUGAAAAGGAUGCAACCAGAGAUCAAUCAUUUCAAGAGAUUCAAGUUGAAAGUGAUCGAUCGGACAUGAAAACUCCAUCAAAAGUUGAUAAAUCAACUUCCUCCCUCAGUGGGCAUACUUUGCUAAAAUGCAAUACAUCUCCACGUACAAUUCAUUGUGCUUUCUGUCAAUCAUCUGAAGAGUCAGAGGCUUCAGGGAUCAUGGUUCACUACGUCAGUGGGAAGUUGGUGAUAGAUGAUGCAAGAAAGAAUGCUGCUAUACACGUUCACAAGAAUUGUGCAGAAUGGGCGCCUAAUGUGUAUUUCGAAGAUGAUACUGCUGUCAACCUUGAAAAUGAACUGUCUAGAAGUCGAAGAAUUAGAUGCUGUUGCUGUGGCAUCAAGGGAGCUGCUCUUGGGUGUUAUGAGAAGAGUUGUCGCAAGAGCUUUCAUGUUCCUUGUGCUAGGUUGACUCCAGAAUGUCGAUGGGAUUCUGAAAACUUUGUUAUUCUAUGUCCAAUUCAUAAAUCAUCUCAACUGCCUAUUGAUAUGCCUCAAUCUCAAUCAAGGAAGAAAAGUAAAUCUUCUGCUGAAAGAAAAUCUUGCCUCCGUCAAGAUAAAGUGAAAACCAAGGAAGAAUGCAAAGAUAGUUCACCUUCUCACUGGAAGUCCCAGAAGAAGUUCAGGGAUUUGGUUUUCUGCUGUUCAGCUCUCACCAAUGCAGAGAAAGAAAUUGUUACUGAAUUUGAAAACUUGUCUGGAGUACCGAUUCUGAAGAACUGGGACUCGACUGUCACCCAUGUAAUUGCGUCUACAGAUGAGAACGGGGCAUGCAGACGGACACUCAAAUUUUUAAUGGGUGUCUUGGAAGGAAAAUGGAUUUUGAGUGUUAAGUGGAUCAAAGCUUGCAUUGAAGCUGGAGAGAUAGUUGAUGAGGAGCAGUUUGAGAUCUCAGUCGACAUUCAUGGAAUCAGUGAUGGACCAAAGCUUGGAAGAUUAAGACUUCUAAACAAGCAACCAAAACUAUUUGAUGGUUACACAUUCUAUUUCAUGGGAGAUUUCGUGCCUUCGUACAGAGGAUAUCUUCAUGAUCUUGUGAUUGCUGCUGGAGGAAAAGUUCUAAACAGGAAACCCGUUGCAGGAGACCAGACAGCUGCAUCAAACGGAAGCUCUGAGACGAGCUUCAUCAUUUACAGUGUCGAGCUUCCUGAACAAUGCAAGCCAUCCAGUGGAAGUUCAGUCAUGGACCAGAGACGUACACGCGCAGAAGCUUUAGCCUCUUCCACUGGAGCCCUGAUAGCUAGCAAUUCAUGGAUCAUGAAUUCGAUUGCAGGUUACAAACUGCAAGCAGUUAGUAAAUAGUUGUGUCUGAUCACCUAUCCCACUAAUGAUUAUGACAAAAAAUAGGUUAUUUAUGCACCAUUAUUGCCUCCAA